AUGCGGAAGGUUGGAGAGGGAGUGAGGAGCCUCAUCGAUCCAGGCAACACCCUGCCCCACCUGCCUCCACCGCAGGAGGUCCUGGAGUCGGCUGCCUCGGCGCGCACCUCCAUCGAUGCCGGCGGCGGCCCGGGGCCCCACCUGGUCCCUUCGGAUCGGGUCCUCAAGCUGUGGCGCACCGCGCAGGCCGUGUGCUUCGACAUUGACUGCACCGUGGCCAAGAAUGACCAGCUGGAUCUGUUGGCCGAUUUCAUGGGCGUGGGGGAGCAGGUGGCCGCCAUCACAAACUCGGCCAUGGAUGGCAGCAUGAGCCUGGAGGAGGCGCUGGAGCAGCGGCUGGCAGUCAUCAACUGCACUCCAGCAGACAUUCAGGGCUUCCUCAAGGCCCACCCCGCCGAGAGCCGCCUGACGCCGGGAGCCAAGGAGCUCAUUCAGCAGCUGCAGCGUCGCGGUGUGGCGGUGUACCUCAUCAGCGGCGGCUUCCGCGAGCUGUGCUUGCCCAUUGUGCGGGCGCUGGGCGUGCCGCCCAAGAACCUGUUUGCCAACCGCAUGAACUGGCAGGUUGAUGACGACACGGGCAUGCCGACGAAGCUGGUCGGGUUUGAUUUGCGGGAGCCCACGGGGCACCAGGGCGGCAAGCCGCUCGCCAUCGCCCGCCUGCGAGAGCUGUUCCCUUACGAGACUGUGGUGAUGGUGGGGGACGGCAUCACAGACCUGGAGGCGGUGCAGGAGACGGGCGGCGCAGACAUGUUUGUGGGCUUUGGCGGCGUGGUGGCGCGCGAGGUGGUGAUGCAAGCAGCGGACUGGUUCGUCACCGACUUUGAUGUGCUGCAGGAGUCGCUGCCACGCCACCGCGUGGCCAUGAUUGGCUCUGGCGCCUGGGCAUGCGCCGCUGUCAAGCUGAUUGCCGAGAACACGGCCAACCCCGACAAUGUGGACAAGUAUGUGCCGGAGGUGCGGAUGUACACGUACGAAGAGGAGGUGGAGGGCAGGUGGCUUACCGAGCUGAUCAACGAGCGGCAUGAAAACAUAAAAUACAUGCCCGGCUGCUUUCUAGGCGCCAACGUGGUGGCCUGCUCAGACCUGGUGGAGACGGUCAAGGACGCCACCGUGCUCGUCUUCUGCGCUCCCCACCAGUUCAUUCACCGCAUGGUGAAGACGCUGGCGGGGCACGUUAGCAAGGAUGCCGUCGCCAUCUCGCUCAUUAAGGGCAUGCGCGUGCGCCCCGACGGCCCGCAGCUGAUCAGCGAGCUGAUCCGCAAGGAGCUGGGGCUGGACUGCAGCGUGCUGAUGGGCGCCAACAUCGCGGCAGACAUUGCGCGGGGGGAGCUGAGCGAGGCCACCAUCGCCUACAGCGUGCUUGACCACGCGCUCCUGCUGCAGGACCUGUUUGAGCGCCCCUCCUUCAUCAUCACCCUGGUGCCAGACGUGGUGGGGGCGGAGAUGUGCGGCACUCUGAAGAACAUCGUGGCGCUGGCGGCGGGCUUUGUGGAGGGGCUGGGCUACGGGCCCAACACCAAGGCGGCCAUCAUGCGGCAGGGCCUGAACGAGAUGCGGCGCUUUGCCAAGGCGCUCUACCCCACCGUCAGGCGCGCCGCUGCCGCCAGCUCGGACGACACCUUCUUCGAGUCGUGCGGCGUGGCAGACCUGAUUGCCACCUGCUACGGCGGGCGCAACCGCCUGGUGGCGCGAGAGUUCGUGGCUGCUGAGCUGGCGGGGGCGGCCACCACGUUUGCAGAGCUGGAGGCCAAGCUGCUCAACGGGCAGAAGCUGCAGGGGGUGCUGACCAGCGACGAGGUGCAGGCCAUCCUGUUCCGCCGGGGCUGGGAGAAGGACUACCCGCUGUUCACCACGGUGAAUCGCAUCGUCAACGGCCAGCUGCCCGGCUCCUCCAUUGUUGAGUACAAGUCUGCCGCGCUGCUGCCCAUGCACAGCAGCGCCGACCAGUCGGCCGACGAUCUGCGCAGCCUGGCCAUCUCCGGCGGCAGCAACGGCGGCAAGCUGGUGGCAGCAGCAUGA
Chlorella variabilis is the source of this 2019-nucleotide messenger RNA. RefSeq lists its product as hypothetical. Gene Ontology annotation, cellular component: cytosol; glycerol-3-phosphate dehydrogenase (FAD) complex. NCBI's taxonomy places the organism in Eukaryota, Viridiplantae, Chlorophyta, Trebouxiophyceae, Chlorellales, Chlorellaceae. The record is from RefSeq and is a predicted model, not a curated record. Gene Ontology annotation, molecular function: NAD binding; protein homodimerization activity; glycerol-3-phosphate dehydrogenase [NAD(P)+] activity. The transcript is spliced from 17 exons. Gene Ontology annotation, biological process: carbohydrate metabolic process; glycerol-3-phosphate catabolic process. Bases 1 to 2019 code for a protein of 672 amino acids.